AUUUUCCUGAAAAUUUCUUCAGUUAUGAGGACUUGUAGGGGGAGCUACUUGCAUGCACAAGCCCGAAGAGAAUGAGGAUCCCACGGCUCUGGGACAGAGGGCCGGGAACCUCGAGCAUCAAGAGGGCGUCUUAUUUGUCAGUCACCCUUGGGCCACGUUCUGUCACCGGUGUGGUGGCUUUUAGUUGCGAACAGGCUCAGCCUCCCUCGGGCAUGGCCAACUCCUUUCAGAAAGGGGCAGGCCACCGCUUCCUCAGACGGCGCCAAGGCGAGGCCCAUGGGGGCCUGGGGAACGCAGGCGCCGCAACCGGGACAAGACCUCGCCCUCCUCGGGCCCCGUAGGGCCGCGCGGGUCUCCGCCCGUCUCUGAGCCCCGGGACGGGGAGCAAGGGCAGCCGAGGCGUGCUGGGAGGGGGCUGGCGGAGGCAGCGCGGUCGGGCCGCUUCAGGUUUCGUCCUGGAGCCGGUGGCGGGCGCGGCGGCGGGCGGGCCUGGCCAUGUGAUGCCGCGGCCGGGAGGUGAGCAGGCGGGGAUCCAGUGGCAGCCGGCAGGCGCGGCGGGAGCGGGGGCGGCCCGAGCUGCGGGCGCAGCGGGCCGGCUCCGGGAGCGCGCCCGCGGCUCCGCCCCCUCCGCGUUGGCCCCAGCCUUGCGGCCGCCGGGCGUUGGCAGCUUCGGCGAGAGCCUUCCCGGCCCUGGGCGGCGGCGGCGGCGGACCUGGGCGCGUUCCAGACGCCCUCGGGCAGGGCGCGGGGCGCAGCGCCUCGCUGGGGUUCCGGAGGCUGUGGGGGCCCUAGCUCCAGAUGCAGAAGCCAUGGAGUUGAGCUGCGGCGAAGUACCUCUUUAUGGGCAGAAGACCGUCUAUGCAAAUUUUGGCAAAAAUGUGUAUCUUCCUAAAGAUGCCGAGUUUUACUUUAUUUACAGUGGAUCUCAUCAGAGACACAUCGUGAUUGCUGAACGCGCUGAGGAUAAUGUUCUCCAGUCUAGCAUUCCAGGCCAUGGGCUUCAGGAGACGGUGACAGUGUCUGUGUGCCUCUGCUCAGAAGGUUAUUCCCCAGUGACCAUGGGCUCCGGCUCAGUGACUUAUGUGGACACCAUGGCUUGCCGGCUGGCUCGUUUGCUGGUCACCCAAGCUGAUCGCCUCACAGCCGACAGUCAUCAGACCUUGCUGACUCCAUUUGCACUGACGGUGGGAGCCCUGCCUGCCCUGGACGAAGAGUUCGUGCUGGCUCUGACCCAUCUGGAGUUGCCUCUUGAGUGGACGGUGUUGGGAAUUUCUUCACUCGAAGUUUCUUUAUGCAGAGAGUCUCUUCUACACCUGGCUAUGAGAUGGGGCCUACCUAAGCUCUCUCAUUUCCUCUUGUGCCUGCCUGGGGGAGUUCAGGCUUUGUCUUUACCCAACGAAGAAGGUGCCACACCAUUAGACUUAGCUUUACAAGCUGGACACUCCAAGCUGGUUGAAGACAUCACAAAUUUCCAGGGCAGACGUUCCCCAGCCUUCUCCAGAGUGCAGCUCAGUGAACAAGCUUUCCUUCAGUAUCUUCACUCAUCAGAGACGUUGACCCUGACACUAAACCACACAGCCGAGCAUUUGUUGGAGGCAGAUAUUAAACUCUUCAGGAAAUACUACUGGGACAGAGCCUUUCUCCUCAAGACUCUUGAAGAUCAAGAAGCCAGGCCAGAGGAAAGAGGAGACAAACCAUCCAGUGCUGCAGAAACUGAAGAAGAUCACUCUUCUGAUGUCUUCAAAAAAUCCAAGCAUCCCCCAACAUUCUUUGGGGCAGGCCGGCUCUCUGAGGUGCUGAAUGGUGGCGAUGAAGUUUAUGCUAAUUGUAUGGUGAUAGAUCAGGUUGGUGAUUUGGAUAUUAACUAUGUUAAUAUAGAAGGAAUCAUGACAGACGUGUGCCCUGAAUCCAUGGGUUCUACUCUGGGGCCUCAGAACUGCAAGCAUAUCCUUGAUGCUGAAAACAGCCAUGGAAAAUGCCCACUAAAUGAGAACAAGGAAGUGACCUCAAAUACUGAAGCUCAGCAGUCCCCAUCACCAUCUAGUUCAUAUGCUUCCAAGUAUAAUCUUUCCUUUGGUCAUCGUGGAUUUGAAAAGGAACAAAGUCAUCUGAAGAAAAGAAGUUCUAGCCUCGAUGCCCUGGACGCCGACAGUGAAGGGGAAGGGCGCUCUGAGCCAGCACGCAUUUGCUACACUCCAGUGUCUCAGAGCUCCUCCUCCAGAACUGGAAUUCCUAGUGGGGAUGAGCUGGACUCUUUUGAGACCACCACGGAACCAGAUUUCAGUAUCUCCAGGACAGAGUCGCUUUCUUUAUCAAGUAACCUGCCGUUGAAGGAAUCCUUGCUUUCUGGAGUCCGCUCACGUUCUUACUCCUGCUCAUCACCCAAAAUUUCUUUAGGAAAAACUCGGUUGGUGCGUGAUUUUACAGUGUGCAGUUCUAGUGAAGAGCAAAGAGCUUACAGCCUACCGGAGCCACCAAGAGAAAAAAGAAUUCAGGAAGAAGAAUGGGAUAAAUACAUUAUACCUGCUAAGUCAGAGUCUGAAAAAUACAAAGUGAGCCGAACUUUCAGCUUCCUCAUGAAUAGGAUGACAAGCCCUCGGAAUAAAUCUAAGACAAAAAGCAAGGAUGCCAAAGACAAAGAGAAGCUGAGCCGACAUCAGUUUGUCCCUGGAACAUUCUCUGGGGUUCUACAGUGUUCGGUUUGUGACAAAACGCUCCUGGGGAAAGAGUCAUUCCAGUGUUCCAACUGUAAUGCAAACAUACACAAGGGCUGUAAAGAUGCUGCCCCUCCGUGUACCAAGAAAUUCCAAGAGAAAUACAACAAGAACAAACCGCAGACCAUACUUGGAAACUCUUCUUUUCGUGACAUCCCGCAACCUGGUCUCUCCUUGCACCCUUCCUCCUCCAUGCCUAUCGGAUUGCCCACCAGGAGGAAAGAAGCUUCAGCACAGGCCCAUCCAUUGUCUAGAAGUGUUCCAGGCACUACCUUGGAAAGCUUCAGAAGGUCGGGGCCCUCCCUGGAGUCUGAGAGUGACGGGAACACCUGGAGAAGCAGGUCUCAUUCUGAUGAGCUGCUACAGUCCGUGGGCUCUUCUCCCUCCACGGAGUCCUUCCUAAUGGAAGAUGUUGUGGAUUCUUCUCUGUGGAGUGACCUCAGCAGUGACGCCCAGGAGUUGGAAGCAGAGUCUUGGAGUCUGGUGGUGGACCCCUCGUUUUGUAGUAAGCAGGAGAAAGAUGUCAUUAAAAGACAGGAUGUCAUUUUCGAACUGAUGCAAACAGAGAUGCAUCAUAUCCAAACCCUGCUCAUCAUGUCUGAGAUCUUCAGGAAAGGAAUGAAGGAGGAGCUGCAGCUUGAUCACAGCACCGUGGAUAAAAUCUUCCCCUGCUUAGAUGAGUUACUUGAAAUCCAUAGGCAUUUUUUUUAUAGCAUGAAGGAGCGAAGGCAGGAGUCCUGUGCUGGUGAUGACAGGAAUUUCAUCAUCAAUCGAAUUGGAGAUAUUCUAGUACAGCAGUUUUCAGAAGAAAAUGCAAAUCAAAUGAAGAAAAUAUAUGGAGAAUUCUGUAGCCAUCACAAAGAAGCUGUCAGCCUCUUUAAAGAACUUCAACAAAAUAAAAAGUUUCAGAAUUUUAUUAAGCUUCGAAAUAGUAAUCUUCUGGCUCGACGCCGAGGAAUCCCAGAAUGCAUUCUGCUAGUCACUCAACGCAUCACAAAGUACCCAGUCCUCGUGGAAAGGAUUUUGCAGUACACGAAGGAAAGAAGUGAAGAACAUAAAGACUUGUGCAGAGCUCUGGGCUUAAUUAAAGACAUGAUUGCAGCAGUGGAUUUAAAAGUCAGCGAGUAUGAGAAAAACCAAAAAUGGCUGGAGAUCCUAAAUAAGAUCGAAAACAAAACGUACACAAAGCUCAAAAACGGCCAUGUGUUUAGGAAGCAAGCAUUGAUAAGUAAAGAAAGGACUCUCUUACAUGAUGGCCUUGUUUACUGGAAAACUGCGACCGGUCGAUUCAAAGAUAUCCUGGCUCUACUUCUAACUGAUGUGCUGCUCUUUUUACAAGAAAAAGACCAGAAAUACAUCUUUGCAGCUGUUGACCAGAAGCCAUCGGUUAUUUCCCUUCAGAAGCUUAUUGCUAGAGAAGUUGCGAAUGAGGAAAGAGGCAUGUUUCUCAUCAGUGCCUCCUCCGCUGGUCCUGAGAUGUACGAAAUUCACACCAACUCCAAGGAGGAACGAAAUAACUGGAUGAGACGAAUCCAACAGGCCGUAGAAAGUUGCCCAGAGGAAGAAGGGGGAAGGACAAGUGAAUCUGAUGAAGAGAGGCGGAAAGCUGAAGCAAGAGUGGCCAAAAUUCAGCAAUGUCAAGAAAUACUCAGUAACCAAGACCAACAAAUUUGCACGUGUUUGGAGGAGAAGCUGCAUAUCUAUGCUGAACUUGGAGAAUUGAGUGGAUUGGAGGAUGUCCAUCUAGAGCCCCACCUCCUCAUUAAACCUGACCCAGGAGAGCCUCCGCAGGCAGCCUCCUUACUAGCUGCAGCACUGAAAGAGGCUGAGAGCCUCCAAGUUGCAGUGAAGGCCUCACAAGCAGGUGAUGCCUGUCAGUCAUCCGAGGAAGGUUCUGGAGAAUCUUCCUUGAUGGAUACUCGGAGCACCCCCGAAGAGCCAGGAUCAUCUCCAGCUUCACUAGUCACAGAAGGGACAGGAGGAAGAGGCUGUUGGGAUGUGGAUCCUGGCACCCAGGGUUUGGGAACCGACUUGGCAGUCUCUGAUGCAGGGGAGAAGGUGGAAUAUAGAAGUUUCCCAGUUUCUUCACAGUCAGAGAUUAUACAAGCGAUACAGAACUUAACCCGUCUCCUCUAUAGCCUUCAGGCCGCCUUGACCAUCCAGGACAGCCACAUCCAGGUCCACAGGCUGCUUCUCCAGCAGCAGGAGAGCCUCUCUCCUGGCCCGUCCUUCAGAGGGAGCCCCUUCCAGGACCAGGAGAAGUACCGCAACCUGGAGAAGCAGCGGGAAGAGCUAGCCAACAUCCACAAGCUGCAGUCCCAGUUCCAGCAGGACCAGCGGCGCUGGCACCGCCAGUGUGACCAGCAGCAGCGGGAGCAGGAGGCCAAGGCCAGCCGGCUACAGGAGCGCGAGAGGGAGUGCCGGUCACAGGAGGAGCUGUUGCUCAGGACCCGCGGGGAGCUGGACCAGCAGCUCCAGGAGUACCAACAGAACCUGGAGCGGCUGAGGGAGGGCCAGCGCCUGGUGGAAAGGGAGAGGGAGAGGAUGCGGGCCCAGCAGAGCCUGCUGUGUGGUUGGAAACACGGGCGGCAGAGUAGCCUUCCCGCAGCGUUUUCUCCGGGAAGCACAGAGGUAAUGGAACUUAAUCGAUCCGAGAGUUUGUGUCAUGAAAAUUCAUUCUUCGUUAAUGAAGCCUUAGUACAAAUGUCACUCAACCCUUACAACCAAUCGACUCUAUCAGGUGUCCAUCAGGAUGCCACUUAUCCCCAGAAUAUAGCUAAUUCUGAUUUGGUAAGGACUAGUGAAAAUCAAGUAGACCUCCAGUUGGACGUUUCUCAGCCCUUGGAUGUCAACCAUGAACUAUGGACAGCCGCUGGGUCCUGUCAUCAGAAACCCCCUCUCCACCCAAGCAGCAAGGAUUCUUGUAAAAAUGAUUUGGACAACUCUCAGACUGAGUUCCCAACCCCCCAUGACUCCAAUCCACCUGGCUCUCAGCUGCAGACGUUUAUGGCAGAAGCAAAGCUAAAUCUACAGACACUGACCAGACAAGAUGGGGAAACUGGAGAUGGAGCUGAAGAAAAUAUUGUUUACCUCUAAUUGUGUUGUCAUAAUUUUUCCAGACAAAACCAAACCCUGGCAUUGUGUGGAGAUUUUUUUUUUUUUCUUUUCCUGAUGUUCAUGUGACUGUGUCCAAAUUGCUUUAAGAGUAAUAUUUAAUAUUUCCUGCAAGUUCAUUUUUUUGGGGCAUGAGUCCAAUUAAAUUAUUGAACACAGUUCUGUUUGUAUAAUCCUUACCUUAUCACACCUAAUUUCAGAGUUCUGGAGGAGAAAUUCACUUGAAUAAGCAGAAAUAGUUUCGAAAUUGUUAGGACUCUAGAGUAAAAUUCCAUAUUGCAUUUUCUACUGGAUCAUCUGGUUUUGGAAUGCAUUUUUUAAGAUCUAGAGGAAGCAGUUUGGAUGGAAAGAGUGAUAAUCUUGAUGGGCAAACUUUCUCAACCACAGCAGGUAAUUAGGGAGAGUGGCAUCAGGACCCCAAAAGGCAGAGGAGGAUGUAGGAAGGGCCUUUUCUUGGCUCGUUUUUUACAUGCUAGCUUCUCUUUGGGAAGUCACAGGGCUCGCUCCCUGGGGGUGAUCUGUUAUUGUCACCAUGCAACCAAUGUGUCCUGUCUGGGCACCUGUUCCAACUGGGCAACCACUCUGCUACGGACACAAUCUGGACUCUUAGAACCUGGGCCAUGUGCAUUGCAGCCUCAAUUUCUUGGUCCUAAUGCUGGUUGGUUUUUAAGCCACAGUUGAACAUCAUCCUUCACCACAGCCCAGAGGCAGAGCCCCAAUCAGUCCAUUUUGAUGUAAAUAGUGAGGCUUCAUUAGUGCCCUGGUCUCUCAGAGGGGGCCCUGUCUCCACAGGUGCAGGGAGCUAGAACAACUACUGCUUGCUAGGAGGACCUCUGCCCUGCAGUUCUUUAAGGACAAAAACCACUUUCUGGGUGAAGCUUGCUGAUUGUAUGUGCUUUCUCCCAAGGGAAAGCUCGCAUAACUUCAGAGUAAUAUGGGUCUCUUGUAAGAAAAUAAACCAGGAAAUGCUUUCAGUUUGUUCUUCAGAAAUAAUUGUAUAUGUUUUGGUCUGUGUCAAAAAUCUUUCACCUCACUAUUUUACUUUGAAAUUUGAACACUGUGUAAGACCCUAGUAAAAUAGACAUUUUACACACAAACACUAUCUCCCGUUACUAAACGCGAAGAUCAAGGAGUACUAAGGUCACCCAGAACUGCAACACUUACCAGGAGGGGGCUGUGAUAGGAAGGGAAGAAAUUUCACCCAGAUUCCAUUGUUUGGCCAGUUGAAUCCCCACUUUCUAUUUUCCCAGAGCAAGUCGAAUUGUAGUUUUUAAAAGAGCCUUUGUUGGGUGUAUUCCUGAGUCCUGCUGCUUCUGGCCAUUUUGGUCAC
Messenger RNA from Mustela erminea (ermine), 7158 nucleotides. It is a transcript of the gene ARHGEF28, whose product is annotated as Rho guanine nucleotide exchange factor 28. Bases 501 to 5810 code for a protein of 1769 amino acids. Gene Ontology annotation, biological process: cell morphogenesis; regulation of Rho protein signal transduction. The record is from RefSeq and is a predicted model, not a curated record. Gene Ontology annotation, molecular function: guanyl-nucleotide exchange factor activity. The transcript has 34 exons. NCBI's taxonomy places the organism in Eukaryota, Metazoa, Chordata, Mammalia, Carnivora, Mustelidae.